Salmo salar (Atlantic salmon) is the source of this 1459-nucleotide messenger RNA. NCBI's taxonomy places the organism in Eukaryota, Metazoa, Chordata, Actinopteri, Salmoniformes, Salmonidae. The record is from RefSeq and is a predicted model, not a curated record.
UGGAAGGAAACCCUGGAGGAGGGAAACGACCUCGCUCGGCUGGCCUGGGAAGUAAACACUUGCCUAAAAAUGAUGGACAUAGAGCACGAGGCUUUCUGCAAGCUCCGCCGCUCCAUGCACUCCACCUCGCCAGCUGACAUCGAUCCUAAAGUCCACAGCAUCGUGGAGAGAGCUGUGAGGAGCAUUCUGGGCGUGCAGUCCAAUGAGCCCCGUAGCAACCUGCUCAGCCCAUCUCAGGUGGUCGUGGAGGUGGUGCCCAGGCUCCUCCUGGCCCUGUGGCUUCAGCCAGAGGAAGGCCAUUCAGAGCACCCAAUCCUAAUAAGCGGGAUGGCCGUGGGCAUGGUGGCGGCCGUAGUGGAGAAGCUCUCCUGCAUGUUAAAGGACCCUUCACAUCACAUCCCUUUCUCUCGGGCUGCUGCUUUUGACUCUGUGCGGUCGAUCCUCGGGAGAAUCAGUCAGUCCUUCUCCACCGAUGACCUCCAGAGCCCUUUUUAUAUGAGCUCUGUCUGUGCCUUUGUGGCGAACGAGGUUCAGAGCCGCUUCCAGCCCCCUGCAGCCACCCUACCAGUCCCCCCUGUCCUCCCGGUGGCCGUCUCCACCACACGACAAGCUGACAUCCAAGCAGACCCAGCAUCUUCCCACCUGGAAGUUGUGGACAUCACCCCCAAAACAGAGGCAGACCCGGCUUGUUCCCACCUGGAGGUUGUGGACAUCACCCCAAAAACAGAGGCAGACCCGGCUUGUUCCCACCUGGAGGUUGUGAACAUCACCCCUAACACAGAGGCAGACCCGGCUUGUUCCCACCUGGAGGUUGUGAACAUCACCCCUAACACAGAGGCAGACCCGGGUUGUUCCCAACUAGAUAUUGUGGACAUCACCCCAAAAACAGAGGCAGACCCGGGUUGUUCCCACCUGGAGGUUGUGGAUAUCACCCCUAAAACAGAGGCAGACCCGGCAUCUUCCCACCUGGAGGUUCAAGACAUUACCCCAAAAACAGAGGCAGGCCCGGGUUCUUCCCACCUGAAUAAUGUGGACAUAACCAUUAAUACAGAGGCAGAUCCGGCUUCUUCCCACCUGAAUGUUGUGGACGUAACCCCUAACACAGAGGCAGAGCCGGCUUCUUUCCACCUGAAUAAUGUGGACAUCACCCCUAAUACAGAGGCAGAGCCCAUCUCUUCCCUCUUGGAGGUUGUGGACGUCACACCUGAAGAAAGGACUCUCACGAUGGCCGUCUUCACCACUCUGCCAGCUGACAUCCAAGCAGAGGAUGUUGCUGUGGUCAUCCCGGAUGUCACCCCACACGUCACCAAGGACGUGACACUGGAUGUUCCAUGUAGAGCUAGGAAAGGGGCAGUCCGGCGAUUAUUUUGCAGGCUUUGGAAGGCAGUGUGCUGCUGCGCCUGCUACAAGGAAGAGGAGGAACAAUAUUAAUUAUUCAUCAGACAUUCAGAAAUGGGAU